This is a messenger RNA of Aspergillus heteromorphus CBS 117.55, 921 nucleotides long. Its product is annotated as acetate uptake transporter family protein. Gene Ontology annotation, cellular component: plasma membrane. Gene Ontology annotation, molecular function: acetate transmembrane transporter activity. The coding region runs from base 1 to 921 and encodes 306 amino acids. Lineage: Eukaryota; Fungi; Ascomycota; Eurotiomycetes; Eurotiales; Aspergillaceae. The transcript is spliced from 3 exons. The record is from RefSeq and is a predicted model, not a curated record.
AUGACCACCACCCACAAUAAAUCCUCCACCAAUAACCCGGUCCCCGCCGCCCCUUCCUCAACCGACGACUCUAUCGACCCAAUUGAUUCCUCCACCAUUGACUAUGCUUCCUACGGAGUGAGCCACGUUGAAUCGUCGAAUGCCGAUUAUGGCUCCUUCGGUCCCCUCGCGCAUGUUGACACCGCGCAGACCCAACUCCCCGCGUUUGGCGGCGAGCUGCAACCCGGUCUUUGGCGGCCUCCCAAGCGCCGGAUGGCGAAUCCCGCCCCGUUGGGUCUGUGCGGAUUCGCGCUGACAACCUUCCUCCUGGGAACCAUCAACAUGCAAACGCGCGGCAUUACCGUACCUAAUAUCAUUGUCGGUCCGGCUAUGGCGUAUGGAGGUCUAGUACAGUUGCUAGCUGGCAUGUGGGAAAUGGCCGCCGGAAAUACCUUCGGCGCAACGGCCCUAUCGUCCUACGGCGGCUUCUGGAUCUCUCUCGCCAUGAUCUUCAUACCGGGCGGAUUCAACAUCCAAGCGGCGCUCAUCAAAGCCGACAAUGGGAGCUCCGUCAUGUUCUACGAUUCCUUCGGGCUGUUUCUUAUGGGGUGGUUUAUAUUCACAUUCAUCCUGUGGAUCUGCACUCUCAAGUCCACCUUUGCGUUCAGCAUCCUCUUCUUCCUUGUCGACGUUGCCCUCCUCCUCCUGGCUAUUGGUUACUUGCACCGCGAUGGACAGGACGCCCCCAACGAGCGGGUCAUCAAAGCAGGAGGUCUGUUUGCCUUGCUUGGGGCGUUUGAUGCCUGGUAUAUCGCUCUGGCGGGUCUUCUGGACGAUAGCAAUAGCUUCUUCCUCAUUCCCGUGUUCCAUUUUCCCUGGUCUGAAAAGGGGAGGGAGUCGCGCCGGCAGAUGGAGUUGGAGAAGCAGGCGAGUGGGGUUUGA